GCUCGCCCCGUGAGGAGUGCGUGGCCUGUGCGGAAGCGGAUUGACACCGCGCCUUGGGCCUCUGCAGAAAGAGCGGAGGCGCGUUUUCGUUUUCCCGUGGCGGCUAUCUACUCCGGCCGCUGCCGGAACGAGGAGAAAAGACUAGAAAAGACUAAAGACGGGAGUCGCUUUCCUGUUCCCUAUCCACCGACAUCCCUGUCACGAUGGGAUAGAAAGAAAAGAACCUUCACAGUCUGGUCCUAGUUUUACACGUAAGGAGAGGAAAAUGCACGCGAGUUAAUGAGCCAAACACCAUACAGCUGGUCAGUGAGAGAAUCACAAAUACUAGUCGUUAACGCCAUCUUGGGUGAAUGCCGUACUUUUUCUUCAGACCAACCAGAUAACGGAGAAGCAAUUACAAAUUCUGAAUGCUGUUAGAGGAUCCUGGGAGGCAGAGUGGCUGAUCCUCAUCUAAGCUGUGUCUCUGACUCGUUUCUGGCUUUAGGCAAGUUCUUCCAAUGGGAAAAAUGGUGAAGAUGUUCGGUUUCAUCCUUGUCACCACUACCCUGGUAAUGGGCAAGGCAACCUGGGCUCUCGAGAACUGCCUUCAGGAGCAGGCGCGGCUCAGAACCCAGGUGUACCUGCUUGAGACCCGGGUCAAACAGCAACAGGUCAAGAUCGCGCAGCUUUUGCAUGAGAAGGAACUCCAGUUCUUCGAUAAAGGAGAGGAGAACAGUGUCAUUGACCUUGGAGGCAAGAGGCAAUACGCAGAUUGUUCAGAGAUUUUCAAUGAUGGAUAUAAGCAGAGUGGAUUUUACAAAAUCAAACCUCUCCAGAGCCCAGUGGAAUUCUCUGUUUAUUGUGACAUGUCUGAUGGAGGAGGAUGGACUGUGAUUCAAAGGCGAUCUGAUGGCAGUGAGAACUUUAACAGAGACUGGAAUGACUAUGAAAAUGGUUUUGGAAAUUUUGUCCAAAAAAAUGGUGAAUAUUGGCUGGGUAAUAAGAAUCUUCACUUACUGACCACACAAGGAGACUACACGUUAAAAAUUGACCUUGCAGAUUUUGAAAGAAAUAGUCGUUAUGCACAAUAUAAAAAUUUCAAAGUUGGAGAUGAAAAGAAUUCCUAUGAGUUGCAUUUUGGGGAAUAUUCUGGAACAGCUGGAGACUCCCUUGCAGGGAAUUUUCAUCCCGAGGUGCAAUGGUGGGCUAGUCACCAAAGAAUGAAAUUCAGCACAUGGGACAGAGAUAAUGACAACUACGAAGGGAACUGUGCGAAAGAGGAUCAGUCCGGCUGGUGGUUUAACAGGUGUCACUCUGCAAACCUGAAUGGUUUAUACCACAGCGGCCCCUACACAGCUAACACGGACAAUGGCGUUGUCUGGCACACCUGGCAUGGAUGGUGGUACUCUUUGAAAUCUGUGGUUAUGAAAAUUAGGCCAAAUGAUUUUGUUCCAAAUGUUGUUUAAUUGUCCCUGUUGGGCUUUUGCUUCUGCAAUUCAUCUUGGCUUUAGUGAUUAGAGAAAUAGUAAUUCUGAACACUUACAUGUGUGAUGACGACAAAUGGUACAUGCACUGCUUUUCAGUCUUACUUGCCUUUAUUACUUAAUGUACUUCCAGCACAGCAAAUAUGUGAUACUCACCAAAUAAAUAUAGAUCAUGUUAAUAUUUA
Molecule: messenger RNA, 1648 nt
Organism: Camelus dromedarius (Arabian camel)
Lineage: Eukaryota; Metazoa; Chordata; Mammalia; Artiodactyla; Camelidae
Gene: FGL1
Product: fibrinogen like 1
Exons: 9
Coding region: 498-1445 (315 amino acids)
Biological process (GO): blood coagulation
Source: RefSeq, a predicted model, not a curated record